This is a messenger RNA of Acanthocheilonema viteae, 2058 nucleotides long. The record is from the annotation of a GenBank genome assembly. NCBI's taxonomy places the organism in Eukaryota, Metazoa, Nematoda, Chromadorea, Rhabditida, Onchocercidae.
CGUUCAGCAAUUACUGGAGAUGCACCGCAAUUGCUAUAUUUGGUCAACAUUUUGAAAGUAUCUGUUAAUGCAACAAAUUCACAAGGCAUUACUUUACUUCAUUGGGCUACUGCAAACGAUCAUGUUGCUGUUGCCCGACUGCUGUUGAGGCAUCCUUUGAAUUAUCCAAUCGAUAUAUUCUCAAUUUUAACUUUUUGUAGUCUUGGUGCUGAUCUCCGACUCACUACCAUAAAAGGUCGUUCCAUACUCCAUACUGCUACUUGCAAUGGUGCUGCAAAUUGUUUAAAGUUGUUUUUGAAAAUUUUUUUUGAACAGGAAAAGACGAAUAGCAUGAAGAAGAACAGUUGUGGGACGUCACAUAAAUUCAUAUUGCAACGUGACUUUAAUGGCGAAAAUUUGCUGCAUUUGGCAUGCAGGUUACGCAAAAAACGCUGUUUAAAAAUUAUAUUAAGCUUCAUCAUGAAAUAUUUUGGAUGGAUAAUGAUGGAAGAGAUGCUACAGCAGUGCAAUCAAAGCAAUCAAACGCCAAUACAUGUAGCUUGCCUUUGGAACAAUGUGGAAGCUGCAAAUUUGUUACUGACUGAUAAUCUUAAUAAAAUCGUUAACAAGAUAUAUAAUUCGACGAAGAGAGUUAACGUUGCAAUUGCUCUUAGGGAGGCAUCGAGACGGACACUGUCCUGGCAAAUUGGACGAGGCACAGUGCUUCAUGAAAUGGCAACAAUGAAGUGCAGUUUUGCUUGUUUUACUAAAAAUUCUCCAUCAUUACUGGAAUAUGAUAACAAGCUGGAAGCAGCAGAUCUGAAAAUGUAUUUACUUAGUGGGUGCAUAGCGAUUGAAACAUUUGAAAAAAGAUGUCUUGAAUGUGAUAAAGCACAGUUAGAGGUGGUAAGGGUAAUUUUAAAGUGUCGCCCUGAACUGAUCCUUUUGCGAGAUGUGUUAGGACAAACAGCGCUGAUGUGUUCAGUAAUCAGUGAUGCAGUUUCAGUUACUAAAGCUCUUUUGCUUUAUAGGGGUGGCAAGGAGCAAUGGUUAAAUAAGCAGUUGAAGUCCAUAGAUUCGGAUUUCCACACAGCAUUGCAUCAUGCAGCGGCAGGAGGUAAAUUACGCCAAGCCGUGCUACUUUUGAAAUAUGGUGCAACAGUAAGAGGACAGGAUAGUUACGGAGCAACUCCCAUGCACUAUGCCGCUAUUCGUGGAUUUUGUGCCACACUUAAGCUGUUGUACAGAGCCAAUAAAUAUACUGAUGAAGUUCGUACAAAUAAUGGUCAUAGUGCACUCAUGUGGGCAGCAAUGAGUGGUAUGGAUACAUCGAUACGCACCAUGAUCGAUGCAAACUCUGUAGGAAAUCGAGAGGAUUGCGACACUCAAGGCUGCACUGCACUGCAUUUAGCUGCCGCCGGUGAUCAUAUCGAGGUUAUCAAUACGUUACUCUGCUUCAAGUGGAAUGCUGAGAAGCGAAACAAGCUUGGCGAGACUCCUCUUAUAGUGGCGGCAAAAAGUGGUAGUACAAAAGCUGUACGACGUUUUCUGCAUGCUGGUGUUGAUUACUCCAGUAAAGAUAAAUUCAACAACACAGCCCUUCAUGUGGCGGCAGAUUCAGAUGGCAAGUGGGAAACUCUUCGUCAGCUCCUGCGUUAUUUAAAGGAUUCAUCUCUGUUAAAUACGCAAAAUAAUUUGGGGCAAACGCCACUACAUUGCGCUAUCGAACAUAACGCCGUGCAAUGCGUACGAUAUUUGUUAAGACAUGGGGCAGAUCCUCUGAUAAGAGAUAAUCGUGGAUGGGAUCCUCUGAUGAUUGCAAUACAACAGGGCUGCUGGUCUACAAUCAUUUUAAUGCUCAAGAAUUCAUCAAAUAUUAAUUGCUACUCGGCUGCCGACAACCAAACAACAUUAUCGUUAGCUUUAAAAAACAAAAACUAUAUUCUUGCCUCAUUUCUAGAAACGAACGGUGCACUAUUAGCUAAUGAAAUACAACAUAUGGCUGCAGGAAUAAAAAUGUUCUCAGAAUUCAACGCUGGUAUCGCGCUCGAAGUGCCUCUCGAUGUCACCGACAUAUAA